Molecule: messenger RNA, 6495 nt
Organism: Anguilla rostrata (American eel)
Lineage: Eukaryota; Metazoa; Chordata; Actinopteri; Anguilliformes; Anguillidae
Product: PR domain zinc finger protein 10-like
Exons: 23
Coding region: 1550-5086 (1178 amino acids)
Biological process (GO): positive regulation of transcription by RNA polymerase II
Cellular component (GO): nucleus
Molecular function (GO): protein binding
Source: RefSeq, a predicted model, not a curated record
GUAUUUUUUAAUGAAAAAUGAGAAAACCCCGGGCGGUUUUUGAGUCCAGUCUGUAGUUCCAUCGCCAGUUUGAGAUAUUUUUCUCCUCCGUUUGGCUUUCGUGGCCAGUCGUUACCAUUUCACUCGAUAAGAAAAUUCACAUUUCUUUGGGCCUCUUCAAACGCUGAUUGUUGUUGUUUAGUCCCACCCAAAAUGGAGAGCCGUCUUCCUUGUUCUGCUGCAGAUUCCCCAGGACUGGGCUCAACCAGAAAGGGGGACGAGUGGGUCGGUUACAAACAUGUCUGGGUAGUGCACAAUCUGGACACUUGUGUUCUAAAACGCUGCGGUUUUAACAGCGGUGCUCCGUAUCCUGCCUGAUCCUGGGGCACGCGCGGCGUGGGUUUUAUCGUUUGUAUUGUGGAUAUUUCGCCGUGCUUCGUUCCCGGGUUUCUGCAGGUUUUAUUUUUGUGGUAUGGUCCACUUGGAACUGGGAACCUGAGGGGUCAAAGUAGGGGGGUGGGUGAAGAAGUAUAUUCAGCACCUGGCUUGUUUUAACGUCCCAUAAACCAUGGGUUUUUUUCAGUUACUUAUUGAAAACGUUCCUGAGUAUUUUUGACUCCGUUCUACGCUAGCGCUAGCAUACCCGUUUUCAGCCUCGCUCCGAUGGUACCCCUACAAUGCGUUUAGACUGACCGUUUUGAAGCGGAUUCGAUUUUAACAUACUAGAACUGCUAGCUAGUUACUGUGACGAUUUGCUUGUCAGGGGAGAACAUCGUGCAUUCACCAAGAAUGCAUUUUAAAGUCCUAUUUUGUUGCUAGCAUCGCCUGUGCUGAUAUGCGGAUAUCCCAGCCCGAUUACUAUCUGGCUUACUACUAGCAAGCCACAGCACUAUGCCGUUGUAUCAAAAUGUUAUUGCGAACUAGUGUGGUUGGAUAUUGUGUAUUUAUUACAUGCAAACAUUAAAUUGUUACAUUUAAAUUAAUUAGAGUAUGCAUCAAUCUGAGAAAUAAAAAGAACACAUGGAGCUACGUGUGAACGUUUGUUAUAUUAUAGGUGUGUUAUGUAUUUAUUCAUCUGUAUGCCCAGUUCCCAGUACAAGUAUGCACACUGAUAGUAAAAAACACAAGUAACUGAAUGAUGCAUUGAUGAUGUGUACCUGCUGUUCUCGGCAGAGAUGUGUGAAGAUGUCUGCACUCUGAAAAUGCUCCCCCUAUGUGCACUGCAGCCCCUGAGUUAUGACACUGUUUCAGGUUUAGCUGUAGAUGGCAUCAAUCCGCUCCUCUCAGAUAUAACCCCGGGUUGUGAAGGUAAACGCAGUCUUUGUGUAAUCUUCACCGGUAAUGAGAAAAACAAUCCAUCAGCGUCGGUGAAGCCGGUGGCGUUCGCUGACCAUUGUGACUCCUCCGGUCUGUGUCACAAAUCUUUUGGGGAAUUUGAUCUCAGCUGACCACUACGCAUUCGCCGGUCCUGUCCCAUCAGCGUAACCCCUGGAGACCCAUGACCUGCGAGCACCGCGUGAUCAGCUGAAGGCGGGAGAGCUCUGCGCGAAGGACCCGUGGAGGAGUCGUCAUGGAGACCAAGCAGGAAGUGGCCCCCGUGUGGAGCCAGCCCCCUGAUAACGAGGCCAGCGGUGCCACUCAGGUGCACUUUGAGGGGGGCACGGUGGCUCAGAUCGUGUACAGUGGAGAGCAGCAGGAGCGGGGGCCCCAGCAGGUGGUCUACGCCGCCGACGGCAGCUCCUACGCGUCGGUGGAGUCGGCGGAGCACACGCUGGUCUACAUCCACCCGGCCGACGGAGGACAGUUCACAGACCAGCCCCAGCUGGCUUACAUACAGCAGGAUGGCACCACGCAGCAGGUGACCGUGCUGCUGCCCAGCGGCCAAAACAUGAACGCUGCCAAUCUGCACGUGCUCAGUAACGUGGCGGAAGCCCCCCAGGCCUUGCUGGAACCUGUGUCCCAGGUGCCUCCUUCCGUGUCCGGGUCCUCCUUGCCCACCCUGGCCGGGUCCUCCGUCGGCCACCUGGGGCCCCUGGGGGCCGGCGACUCGGCCCUGGACUCUGAGGAGGACGAGGAGGACGACGAGGCGGACGACUCGGAGCUGGACGACUGGGACCUGGGAACCCCGAGACCCUUCAACCCUCAGGACCUGUGGUGUGAGGAGUGUAACAACGCGCACCCCUCGGUGUGUCUGAAGCACGGGCCCCUGCACCCCAUCCCCAAUCGGCCGGUGCUGUCCAAGGCGCGGGCCAGCCUGCCGCUGGUGCUGUACCUGGACCGCUUCGCGUCCGGGGUCUACUCCAAGCGCCGCAUCCCCAAGCGCACGCAGUUCGGCCCCGUGGAGGGGCCCCUGGUGCGCCAGGGCGAGCUGCGGGACGACUACAUCCACCUGAAGGUGUGCAUGCUGGAUACGCCCAAAGACGUGGAGCAGAGGGACGACACGUGGGUGGAGCUAUCGGACGAGGAGCGCUGCAAUUGGAUGAUGUUCGUCCGGCCCGCCCAGAAUCACCUGGAGCAGAACCUGGUGGCCUAUCAGUACGGAGCGGACAUCUACUACACCACCAUCAAGAACAUCCAGCCCAAGCAGGAGCUCAGGGUCUGGUACGCUGCCUCAUAUGCAGAGUUCGUCAAUCAGAAGAUUCACGACAUCACGGACGAGGAGAGGAAAGUCAUGCGGGAGCAGGAGAAGAACUGGCCGUGCUACGAGUGCAACCGGCGCUUCAUGAGCUCCGAGCAGCUGCAGCAGCACCUCAACAUGCACGACGACAAGCUCGACUUCGUCACCAGGGGGAAGGGGCGGGGCCGGGGGCGGGGCAGGCGGCGCUUCGGCACGGGCAGGAGGCCGGGGCGCCCGCCGAAGUUGCUGCGCCCGGAAAUCUCCGUGGAGAUCAGCGAGGACCGCACGCAGGACAUGCUGGGAUUUUCGGCGAAGGGCCCGUACGCGGAGGGGCCGGACGGGGCCCUGAACGGGCUGAGGGACAUGGACCUGGGGUCCCAGGGCGGGGUCCCCGGCACCCCCACCGCCAGCCGGGACGAGCACGGGGAGCUGCCCCCCAGCAGCGAGCUGGCCCCCCUCACCGACUCCCCGGAGCCCCCCCAGUCCAUCGCCGACCCGCCCGAGUCCCCGAAGGAGGACGCGGCCCACGGGAACACGCCCGACCCCCACCUCACCCCGGAGGACAUGAGGCGCGCCCGCCGGAUACGGAACGCGGCCCUGCAGCACCUGUUCAUCAGGAAGUCCUUCCGGCCCUUCAAGUGCUCGCAGUGCGGCAAGGCCUUCCGCGACAAGGACAAGCUGGACCAGCACCUGCGCUACCACGGCCGCACCAGCGCCUGCCCGCUCACCUGCCACGUCUGCGACAAGGGCUUCCUCAACAGCGCCGCCCUGGAGGCGCACAUGCGCCUGCACGCCGACCAGAAGACCUACUCCUGCCUCUUCUGCGCCGAGUCCUUCGACCGCCUGGACCUGCUCAAGGAGCACGUGGCCGUGCACCUGGUGGACGGGCGCUUCAGCUGCCCCUCCUGCAAGAAGCGCUUCGCCGACUUCAUCCAGGUGAAGAAGCACGUGCGCAGCUUCCACUCGGAGAAGACCUUCCAGUGCACGGAGUGCGACAAGGCCUUCUGCAGGCCCGACAAGCUGCGUCUGCACAUGCUCCGCCACUCGGACCGCAAGGACUUCCUCUGCUCCACCUGCGGCAAGCAGUUCAAGCGGAAGGACAAGCUGCGGGAGCACAUGCAGCGCAUGCACAACCCCGAGCGCGAGGCCCGGAAGGCCGACCGCGUGCACCGCUCCAAGACGCUCAAGCAGAAGGUCCCCACCACCGACAUCGAGAGCUUCAUGUUCAAGUGCCGGCUGUGCAUGAUGGGAUUCCGCCGCCGCGGCAUGCUGGUGAACCACCUCUCCAAGCGACACCCGGAGAUGAGGAUCGAGGAGGUUCCUGAGCUCACCCUCCCCAUCAUCAAGCCCAACAGAGACUACUUCUGCCAGUACUGUGACAAGGUGUAUAAGAGCGCCAGUAAGAGGAAGGCUCACAUCCUGAAGAACCACCCGGGGGCGGAGCUGCCCCCCAGCAUCCGUAAGCUCCGCCCCGCGGGCCCCGGGGAGCCCGACCCCAUGCUGAGCACCCACACCCAGCUGACGGGCACCAUCGCCACGGCGCCCGUCUGCUGCCCGCACUGCGCCAAGCAGUACAGCAGCAAGACUAAGAUGGUGCAGCACAUCCGGAAGAAGCACCCGGAGUUCGCCCAGGUGGCCAACAGCAUCCAGGCCCCGCUGGCCACCGCCGUCAUCAGCAGCGCCCCGGCCGUCAUCACCGCCGACGGCACCGCCGCGGAGGCAGUGGUGACCACAGACCUGCUGACCCAGGCCAUGACGGAGCUGUCCCAGACGCUGACCAGCGACUACCGCGGUGCCCAGGGGGACUACCAGCGCAUCCAGUACAUCCCCGUCUCGCAGGCAGGGGGCGCUCUGGGGCAGCCGCAGCACAUCCAGCUCCAGGUCGUCCAGGUGGCGCCUGCGCCCUCUCCCCAGAGCUCCCAGCAUUCCACGGUGGACGUGAGCCAGCUGCACGACCCCGGCAGCUACGGCCAGCACUCCAUCCAGGUGCAGCACAUCCAGGUGACGGAGGCCGCCGGGCAGGGCACCGCCCAGGUCACAGGUCAGGCUCUGAGCCCCUCCUCCCAGCAGGUGUCCCAGGAGCUUAGCCCCACCCAGCUGGUCCCGGUGACCCUCGCCCAGGGCAACGCCCUGCAGACCACCUCCUCCCAGCAGGGGGCGGUGCAGCACACGUACCUGCCGGGGAACUGGAACUACAGGAGCUACCCCUCGGAGAUCCAGAUGAUGACUCUGCCCCACGCCCAGUAUGUGAUCACAGAGGCAGGAGCCCCGGUGACCGGUGUCAACAGCAGCCAGGUGAAAACGCAGACGCACUACGUGAUCUCCGAGGGACAGGCGGAGCUGGACCCCAAAGUGGGCCAGGCCCCGUCCCAGGUGCACCCGGACCAGCUGGAGCAGCAGGCCUCCGACCCGCAGGCCCCCACCCAGUACAUCAUCACCACCACCACCAACGGCAACGGAUCCAGCGAGGUCCAGAUCACCAAACCGUGACCCGGCACCCGGCAAACCUCCCCUGGGCCCGUCGGGCGGCCCGGUCUAGACUGCGCACGCACAAACGUUCUUCCCCUUAGGCAGUGAUGAUGGAGGAGGAGGAGGAGGAGGUGGAGGCCAGCCAGACGUUUGGCUGAAAGCUGCAUCACGGCUAAUGGCCGAGGCGUGUGACUCACCAGUAACAGUGGAAGAAAAGUGGAUUUCGCACAAAAUUACAGGACUGAUAUAUUUUUCCCUUUUUUUCCCCAGAGGCAACUGAGUUCGUAACAGUCUCACAAUACUGUGAACGGGUGUGUUUAUUUUUUUUUAGAACACUGGAACGUCCACCUCGGGUGCGCUCUCCCUCCAGAAUGACUGAAAACGGACACAGACGGAAGUUGCUCUCGCGGGCGAAUCCCUCCUCCCUAAAAACACACCCUCCUCUGUGCUUAAAUCACACUUAAAAUGGUCUCUUGCAGACUUAUCUCCAGCAUACUGUAUUUCUGAAGCACCAUUGUCGUGAAAAAACAAUUUCACAUUUGUACAUUUGAGCUUUUUACAAAAGGAAUAAUUAUUGUUUAUGAGCUGUUUUAAUUUGAUUUUUUAAAAUUGAUUUAUUAUUUAACAUAGUCCAAGCGAUGAAAGAAUGAACCUGCGCACAGUGUUCGUAUUGUUGCGUUUAAAAAAUAAACAUACUGUCAGAGCUUACCCAGCUAUCAAUCUGUUCUCACAGCGAUGCUAGAAUGUAUCGUCAAUGUUAUAACAUUGCUGCUACAUCGCAGCGACAUUGUGAGAACGCUUUGUGUUAGCCUGCUACUCAGUCAACUCCUAAAUCAAGAGAAGAGGUACGAUCUGUGAGCGAGUGAAUAAAGCACAAGGUUGCCUGUUUUGGGAUGUAGAUUGAUAUUUGAAGAGUUACGCAGAACAGGGUUUUAUACAUUCCCUCAACACUCUCAUAGUGCCAAAUGAUAUAACAACUGGUGACGGCCUAGUGCUUUUUUUUUAUUUUUUAGAAAGUGUUUGGAACCCAGCGUUUGGACUGAAAACCUGCAAAUCUUGCUUAGGAAAUCUUAGGAUGACACGCCUUUGAACAUCGAUGUCUGAUUGUUGCGAUUUUCCAAAAAUACACUUUACCCGUUUUGCUUUUACUGCACACACAAAACUGUUGGCACAUUUCACUGAGCCCUGCUAAGUGUGUGAUGUGCUGUAACACGUGUGACCCUGAGCGCCACCUGUUCAGCGUCUCCAGAGGGAAGAGGUUAUUUGUACAAUUUCUGCGAUGGUGACGGAGCGAAAUGAGCUUGUAUAAAUAAGAAACUACAUUAUAAUAAAUGUCUCCUUUCUGUACAGUGGUAUACAGGUGCAGUCGUCCCAUUGUUGUAUGUGACAUUGAGAAAUUGAACAAAUAAAUAAUUUUAUAUCCACUCAUA